This is a messenger RNA of Diorhabda carinulata, 5067 nucleotides long. It is a transcript of the gene uzip, whose product is annotated as protein unzipped. The transcript has 6 exons. The record is from RefSeq and is a predicted model, not a curated record. NCBI's taxonomy places the organism in Eukaryota, Metazoa, Arthropoda, Insecta, Coleoptera, Chrysomelidae. Bases 267 to 1694 code for a protein of 475 amino acids.
GAAACGCAUUGGAGUCGUCCCGCCAUUAGUUCAGCAGUUGUUCUUUAUCCGCACUGUUGGAUCUUUGAAUCGAUAGUGUAUCUCAACCCCCUCAUAUCUAACAUAAAAUAAGAAGAAAAAGUCUUUUCAUUAUAAUAAUUUAUUGAAAGGUAAUAAAAUUAUUUUUGUGUGUGUUACUAGUGAGAUAUCUAAUAAUAUUUUAUUAGUGAUAAGUUUUCGUCUAUGGAAGGAUAUUAGAACGUAUUAGAAGAUCGAAAAGCCGAACCAUGAAGUAUAUCAAGUGGACGUUGAUGUUAACAUCAUUUUGGUUUGUUUUCGUUAAAGCAGAACCGUCGGUACAUAUUCUUGCCGAAAAUCUAGAACAAUUCAUCACGUCGACGACGUUAGAAUGGAUCCCGUACAACGAUAAAAUUUCUUUAAGGAAUGCCGUCGUAGCAGCAUAUCAAAUUGUUGAAGAACCUAAAAGUAACGAAGCUGAACUAUCCGAAAAUGAAACAGGAGAGGACGAUCUAACGAAACGACCAGUUUACGUCUGUCGUGCCAAAAUUAAUAGCGUUUGGGUAUCGGGUCAAUUGAGACCCACUAAAAAUGUUUGUGUAGUUUCACUUUAUGGGAAAGUUACCGAUUAUAAGGAAUUUGAUGUAUUGAUAAGUAUAGAAGACAGCGCCAAAUUGAGUUGGGUUCAUAAAGAUAAAUACACGCUUAUUUCACAAGGAGCUGUUACCAACGGUGAAAAUGUUUUGAGGAGUUUUGUUGCACGAAGAGCCGCCAAUAGCCACGAUAAAGAAGGUUCUUUAUCGCAUUAUAUCGGUAAAUUCACGCCGUCUGAAAAUUUAGGUAUGUUUUACGUCGUAGAUCAAAAUAACAUAGAAAUUCCAUACGAAGAUGGUGAACUUCUUAUCGAGACCGAACCCAUAUCUUACGAAUUGAAAAAUAUCAAAUUCGCCCGGAUUAACAAACACCAUCCCAAGAAACAACAAGUAUUGGGACACGCGAUAUUGAAAAACGAAGAAAAUACUUUUCAAAGAGUCGAAUCCGUCAUCAAUUACAGUUACGAUUACAAUCUAUUUUGGGGAAAAGGACAUGGACUUUUAACGGGAUUGCCUCUAAAAGUUAAUUUACCUUCUGGUAAUCAAAUCAACGGAUCUUGGGCUUUACAUUACGUAGCGCCUCAAGUUGAAUUAGUUCCAGUGGAAAGGUUUUUGGAAGCCGGUACCGCUGUCAAUGUGACGCUUCUCGGUAACUACACCGAAUUGGAAAUACCGUACACGGCGACUAUUGUCCAAAAUUAUAAAGACGGCGAAAAAAGGGAAAUAAUUAUACGAGAUACUAAAAGAGAAAACAAAAUGAUGGAAAUUAUAGCCGAAUAUACACCCGCCUAUUAUUUACAUAAUAAUUCUCUUGUUCCUACAACAACAACAACUUCGACUACCACCACUACCACCAUAAGUACCACAACGAAGCUCACGACGACUACACAAGAAGUCGUUCCAAUAGCUUCUCCGGAAUCGAUAAAUAACAAGCAAGCCGAUAAUUUGCAAUCGAGUGAGAAGAAAGUAGACGAAGAACAAAAUUCCACAAUGGGAGAAACGCGAGAAAGCAAAUCGAGUAGUUCCAAUGUAUCGGUUACAAAUUCAAAUAGUAUAAUUACUUGUUUAACAGUAUUACUCGUCCUUCUGUUUGGACACGCGUAAAGAGAUUUUUUAAAUAUUUGAAGAAACAAAUAAAAAAGUUGGCGAAUAUUUCGAAAGUGAAAAUUGAUCAAGUCAACUUCACACCAUUAGAUAAAUAUACACUUCAGAUAUCAAUAUUUACAUAAUAAUUCGUUAUUGUAUAUUUCAGUUACAUAAUUGAGCAAAAAAAUAUCGCAAUUAAAUUACAGGGACGUAGUUAGGGUAUACGGCGCACUUGACGAGUUGUACUGGUUUCUCUCGGUAAGAGGAGGGAUAUUUUUGAAAUUUUAGGUGCAAAAUGUUGAGCUUUUCGUGCUUGUCGAAAGUUUUAAUCGAAUAUUUAGGUAACAUAGCUGCCAAUUUAACGACCUUGAAAAAGUCAAUUCGCUUAAGGGAUUCGUACCGGUCAUAAAUUUCGAAAAAUUAUUAUAUUAUUUUUUUUUACAUGUUUCAAACUCCCACUUUCAAAAAAAAGUUCAUAAUCUGCGCUCUACCAUAACCCCAAUCCUGCAGAGCAGCAAUUCCUAUAUCAGAACCCACUCCAACAAACCCUCAUCCUAUCAAAAUUUUUUCCAACGAAUCGGCGCUCGAGUUAUUAUUUGUAACCAAUCGACAGAUUUUUUAAAUUAUUUCAGCUUUUUAUUUGAUUUGUUGGAAUUUACCAGAAAAUUCUUUUUACAUUUUUUUGCAACCGCCAUUUCGUUUUGUUUUUCCAAUUUUUUCAUUAAAAGUUGAUAAACUACGAUAAAAGCUACCUUCCUCUUUAAAGAGCUUUUCGAAUUUUUUGUUUCAUUUUUACCAAAUUCGAGAUUGUCUCGGCGCAGUGGGAGCCUAUCAUUUUCAACUUUAGCACCCUUUAAAAAAUUAUGUUGAGGAAGAAAAAAUUAAUUUGUUAUCAAAAAAUAAUAAACAAAAAGUUUUUUGGAAAUCAUGAUAAAGAAAACGAGAAAAAAAAUUGAAUUAAUCGUUACUUUUUACCCUUAUAACCGGUACUAGUCCCUUAAGAAAAAAUUGAAAUAUAACCGAAAGGCUAUUUGCGUAAUGUACUGUAAUUGAACUAGUAUGACAGAGCUUAAUAAUUUAAUAAUAGCUUAACUUAAAGCUUUAAUAAUAUAAUGGACAAUAGUAGACGAGAAUUGAAAACUUAUGUUCCUAGUUUUGAUUGGUAGCAAAUUCUAAAAUUAUGUCAUCGAAGUUUAGUUUGGAAGCAGCUUCAUAUUCCAUUAAAAGAAUAGCCAAAUUUGUAUUUGGCCUGUCCUAAAUCUCGAUAUUUGGAUAUGCUUCUCGUAGUUAAUAAGCUUGUAUAGCUUUUAGAACAUCCAAACUUGAAGCUAAUUCAAUGUCCUCAAUGAGCUACAUCAUCUCAAAUUUGAAGAUACGGGUUUUUUCAACAGUUCGUAUCCACAUCUUGAUUAUACUUUAUUAAAUUAAAAGUUUUCUGCACAAUUUUCCAAAACAGAGAAAUUAUUGGCAACUUUCUCAUAUGGAUUUCAUCAUCAAGCAUCACUUUUCCGAAUCCAAAUUCUUUUGGAUUAAUGAAUUUUGUUUGUUUUUUCACUUCGUUAAUGUUUAUUGCAUACAACUUGUAAAAGUGUUUAUUUUCACUCUUAUACUUUUGUUAUAAAUUCAUCGAUUUUUUUGGGUUUUACUCGCCCUAGCUACGUCCCUGUUAAAUAAUCAUGAGUGCUUUUAAACGAUACACAGAUUGAACGCUAACUUAACGCUGGUUCGCUAGUUAACAUAACCUUAAAAGUGCAUUUGUAUAAAUAAAUUUGAACGGGGAUUAACUGUUUUGAAUUAUUUAUGUUAACUUCGACGUCAAGUGUGUGUUAUCACAGUUUCUCAAUAAGUUGAACUAUCUUUGACAUUUAUGAACGUUUAAUGCCCUUUCAUUCUGUGUACCGCUUUAAUGUGUGUCGAGAAAUUGAUGUUUGGUUAAAUUAUUAAUAUAAUUUGUCUAAAUAAACAAACUUUUUAUUUAUACUUGCCAUUAAGUGAGAUAAAUAUUAAUUAUGAAAAGUUAUGUGAAGUUGUCUUGUGAAACGAUUAAUUAUCAUAAAAAGAAAUGUUUUUUUUCUGUUGUUAUUUAUAUAAUCUGCUAAAUUUUCUUCAUCAUAAUCAUUCCUUCCAAAUAUUCUUUUUUUUUAUUAGAUUUAAAUGUAUAUAGAUGUUGUAUAUAGGCGGGAAGUGAUAAGGACGAGUAGAAAUGCCGGAUAUUGGUGAUAAUUGCUACAACACGUCCAAUAAAGUAUGAUGAAUAAAAUGUACUAUCAAAAAAUUCAAUAUGUAAUAAACAUUCUGUAUAAAAUGUAUACGUUUGUAAAUGUUUUAUUUGUAUGUAAUUUUUAAUCAUAUUAAUAUUAUACUAUUAUCAAUUUUUUGAUUGUACAAAUAGAGAUCUCGAAUAAUGUUAGGAUUAUUUUUGGUAAUAAGAGAAAAAUGAUCAAUUAUUCCAUUAAUAAAAAUAAAUGUCUACAAAUAAAAUUUCACUCAACAGAAGAAUGUGAUUAAAUUUAAAUGUGUCAAUAUAAAAUAAAUGGUUUGAAUAAAUAUUUUAAUAAUGGAAUAAAUCGUUUGUCGGGAUAUUGAAGACUUGAAUUUUGUUGUAAAACAAUUUUUAGCAUGAAGAUAUAUAUUUUGCAAAAAAUGGUAGAAUUAGUACGUGCAUAUAUUUUUGCUAAAAAUAAAUCGUGUUAUAAUUAUUCAGUAUUUUCGAAAGAGGUACAAAAUUUGUUAGAACCUAUAUUAACAAUUACAAAUUAAAAUUUGUGUAGGUAUACACCCAACAUUAUAUGGCCAAAAAAUCAUUUAUUAUAUCAAGAAUUCUCUAUUCAAUAUCAUAAUGAAUUUCAUAUAGCAGCUAAGUGUUUAAUGGAUUUGCAAAUUCUAAUUUAUUCUUCAUGUAGAAAAUAGUACCUCAAUUUGUAUACUACCUUCACUUCGUUAUCAAGAACAAAAUAGUUUCGUUUCAAUUUCAAUGAAUAAUAAUCAUUAAUAUAAGCAAAAAAGUCACUAAUGAAAAAAUUGUGUAAAUAGAUCUAAGACAUAAUGAAGUUGUUAAAAAAAAUAUUCCAUAUCUUCAAAUAACAAAGUCGGAUAAUAGAUGAUAAGAACAUUUUAUUAACGACUUUGUUUUUAUUGUUCAAUAAAGCUUGUUCCAAAAUAUCAUGCAAUCUUCUCAAUUCAAAUGCUAUAUUAUAUGUAUUCAAGUUCUACUUGUGCUUUUUCUAUAAAUUCAUAGUGACAAUAUCUUUAUAAAAGAUAAAACAACAGCUACCUUCUUUGUGAUUAUUGGACUGAAAACAUGUUUGAUGUAAAGAUAUAUUUGUUUUUUAAUUAUUAUUGUACAUUCCUGUAUUGUGUAGAUAUUCAUUAUUAAACAAAUUAAAGUAAA